Anopheles stephensi (Asian malaria mosquito) is the source of this 4165-nucleotide messenger RNA. RefSeq lists its product as uncharacterized. The coding region runs from base 2051 to 3115 and encodes 354 amino acids. The transcript is spliced from 4 exons. Lineage: Eukaryota; Metazoa; Arthropoda; Insecta; Diptera; Culicidae. The record is from RefSeq and is a predicted model, not a curated record.
AGAAGGUAGGAAAAAUCCAUCCGACCUGUAGCCAGCACCUACUCGUACGUCGUUUGUUGCUGAAAUUUACUCGUGCUUUGUGCAAGGAACAACCUUUCGAGAUAUUCGGUGCCGAUGUUCGGUGAUAAAAUAAAGCUAAAAAUUGAAUCGGAAUACAAACGGCAUCUCGUACCGGGCGAUAACACGAUGCAAAGCGUACAGGUAUCACACCAAUGGUCGAGCAAAACUCGGCACAUUUCAGACAUCAGAAAACGGGGUAGCCUAUAGAGGGUGAAAUUCAGGGGCCUGUUUCCACAAACGCGUCAGCGCGCGCGUGUGUGUGCGUGAAACGAUUCACAACGAGUUAUGGCAAUGCCCAUUUACGAACCUGGACGCAUCCCGCUGGGGGUUGGGUGCCGGCAAAUGAGACCUUUGAUAAGUGAAAUUUCUGUUUUACGUGAAACGAUUUGGAAAUAUUGCCAUUCGAGAUUGUUUUUUUUUUUGGAAAAUGUGUGGAAAAUAAUUGUUGCAAUGGGUUUUAUGCGCAAAACGUUGUGCGUUAUGGAAGCUACCUAGGCAAGCAUCUGGCAUGUGUUCGGGCGGGCGUAUGGAACGAACGAAUGGCUGGGCUGGGUUUUUUUUCUUGUGUCAUUUACUACAUAUGUAAACGCUAACCCCUUGUGACUUGUAACAAAAAGCAAGUUCAAGCUAUGAAACAUCAUCAACGUAUAAUGUGUUGAAAAAAAAAAAUACCGCGAUGAACUGUAACGCCGCAGAGCGUUACACGUUUCAAAUAAAGGGUUAUGUUUCAUUUAAGCUAAUAUAUUUGCUGUGGUUUAUGUGCAAGUAAAUGCAUAAAACUUUAACUUGAUUAUGCUGAUUCAUGAAUAUCCACCUGUAAAGUCUUUAUGUAAGCUGAUUCCUCAGUGCAAAUAGUUUGUAGCGUUAAAUGCGUUAAACGUGUACGGCAUGGUUUAUCGUGUCAUUUUUCAUAAGAUAUGUUUACUUUUAGGAUUAUGGUUGGCUUUUCGAAAAGAAACUACCCUCAAAGUCUGAAUCUUCUUCUACAAUCAAUAUUAGACCAUCUUUCACAGGAAGAUGUCUUGCAGAGCGAAGUUAUCCGAGAAGUUCUGAACAAAGUCCUUUGCAACUUAACUGAUUUGUACCAAUUCGUUCUACUAUCAAUUUGAUUGUAUGCAAAAAUGUACAUUUGUAGAAAAUUCAUCGACAUAAUGUCGGUUGAUUUUAUCCGGAGCGCGCCAAAACGACUGAUUGCGAGACUCGCCAACAACACAAGUCCACGAUCGCAAGACCCUAGUUUCUUCUUCUGUAAAUGAACGUCAACGAAGACUACGUCUCAUAUCUAGUAGAUGUUCUAACAGUUUUAAAGGCAGUAAUAUUAAUAUUUAGUAGAAAGUUCUAACAGCCACUGCAACGGCAAAGUGAAUUUGUUUCUUCUGCAAAGUUUUGUUCAGUUUGAAGUCGAAAUUUUCCACACGAAUUGAAUACCCGUCAUGAGAGCCAAACGUUUAAAGAAAUGCCGGAUAAAUCAACGUACGCUUUUCGAAUGCGACACGGUAUCGUCACAUAGUUAGUUUGGUAUGGGUUGAAGAAGCGUAACAAAUCUAGAUGAAUAUUCCCCCAGUGGCAAGUUGCUAAGUGUGUGGAUAUUGCUAGUAGAGGUGUCAACUUUUGAAAAACCGGCUUAACGCCCAAGUAAAAAGUAGCAAGAACCAGUGACCGGGCAAGGGAGAUCGAGCUCUAAUGAUAAUGAUGUUCCCCCUCUAUGCAUGAUCGUGGCAGUAUAGCGUUCGACAGCAGCGCGUCAAGUGGAUAUCGGGGACUCGAACCGAUCUACACUUGCCAAACACGUCUCAGCUGCAUCUCAGGCUGCUGGGCGGUGGUGGUGGAUCAUCUUCGGAGCUAAUGCAACGUUUCGAGACGCAUGUGAGCGUUCCAACUUCACACCCUCCUUCCCCCACUACUCGCUCUUAAUGGCUCACCUAUCUGGAACGUGGCCAGCGGAGCCGGUAAACAGUCGGGCAACGAGUCAGGAACCGCAGAGGGACCGAUGAGCCAACAGCAACCCGCCGCAAGCAUGGACAUUAACACGAGCGUGGGCCAAGAGCAGCAGCAGCAGCAGCAACAGAACGAUUCGCUCAGCGGUGGCGAGGGUAGCGAUACCACGCAGGAAGGCGGCAGCAGUGUCCCGGGCGGGGUGAAAGAGCCGCGACAUUUUAUUAAAAAACCACUGAACGCAUUGGAACGAAAGAGAAGUGAAAAGGAACGCAAGGCACGUCAGCUGCGCCGGCUUCGCAAAUGGUUAAUGCCGAAGAAUGCGAUCGUGGCACUGCACGAGCUGCAGGGCCCGGGCAUGGCCGAGUUUACCGUGAACACGAACGGGCAGGAAACGAAAGCGGAAAUCGUCAUCAACAACGUCAAGUACGAGGCAACCGCACCGAACAAAAAUCUCGCGAAGGCAAAAGCUUCCGAGAAGGCGUUGCGGGAUCUCAUCUUUGCGCAGAUGACACGACUCAAGCAGCAGCGAACCGCGGCACAGCAAAAACAGCAGCAGCAGCAGCAACAGGUGGUGCCGGGAGCUGCUGCCACCACCGUCGACAAGGUGGACGGACCGGCAGCAGCAAAGCCCGAAGCCGAACCGAUGGAAUGCGUCGAAUCGGAGGACCUGCCGAUGGAACAUUUGGCCGCGUUCGCGCUGCACAAACUCUUUACGCAGUGGGAAUCGGAAGGAUUCGAGGUGCCGUUCAUCAAAUCGUCCCGGGCGAAAACGGCCGCCUCGGCACCGGCCCCAGCGGAGAAUGGUGGUGGUGGUGGUGGUGGUGGCGGUUCGUCGAUCAUGCCGAAGGUGACCAAGACUGUGGCGGAUCUGCCGCCGAACGCAAGCACACGCCAUCCGACCGCACUGUUUGCAUACAUGCGUCCACAAAUUUCGUACGAAGAUCUCGGUUCUAACAACGAUCAGCUGAACCGAGAAUUUGUAGCCGGCUUACGGUCGGACGGUCGCUAUUUCGUCGGUAAGGGCCGUUCGAAGAAGCUGGCACGGAAGGCGGCCGCUAUCGAUGCCUGUAAGGACCUGUUCGGGGUAGUAUUUGACGAGAGUGUACUUAGUGGCUAGAGUCCGGGCGCGCGCGUUGCCAGUUGCCACUACACAUACUGAUGUGUAGAUGCCUGAUGUUAUAUAUAAUUUUUAUGUCAAACCCCUUAUAUACUGAAACCGAUAACAGAUCAUACAGGCAGACACACCGAACAGGCGAUUCUGUCCGUAUUGCAUAGUAGAGGUUCCUCUGCCUCACAGCGUAGCACGUUGCGCGAAAGGCUCAACCACUCGGACAGUGUCGAAGUCAAUAGCUGCAUUAUGUAGUUGCGGCUGAUAUAUUUAAGAUUCUAUUUAGUGAAUUUUUUUAAGCUUAGGCUCAAUUCAAACACAUGAACACAUGUUCAUGUAACAACAAAAUCUACUUGACCACAGAGGGAAAAGGAUCUUAAUUAAUUUAUUUUACUCCUAGAUUAAAUUGUAUCAAACUGCGAUUUUAUAAAGGAAAAAAAAAUACAGAGGACACUUCUCCUAUGUAAUACGGGCAUUUUUAGAAGGACCCCUAAAGAAUCGUUUUCCUUCGUCUUGAUAGCGUAGCUGGAUAACCAGCAGAAUAGAGCAAACAAACAACCAACCAGAGUCCCUGGAGUCAUUGGAUUUGAAACAUCCGAGAUCCUAUUAGCCGUUUGAUAGAGAAUUGCUAGCGCAAAGACGGAGAAGUCGCGGACCGUGGACCGUCACACUAAGCCCGUGGCUUCCGGUCGACCUGAGGAUGCGUUGCGUUCCCACAAACAGAUUGUAAAAUACGUUUGUGUUUCGUUUUGUAAAAUCCGUUUCUGUUUCGUUAAAUAUUUUUGUACGUCUAGGGAAAAACCUUGCCACUCAACUACCGGCUGCUUGCUGAGAUGAUUCUUACGGUUUACAAGCGCCAUAAGUCACAUUAUGUUAGGGCUAGAACACGUGUUGAGGCUCGUCUGUUUUUGAUACGGUUUUACGGCGCGAAGAAGUAAAAAAAAACUCAAACUCCCUCCGCAUAUUUCAUCCCAAGUGACGAACGCAAACAAUUCCAAAUGAUGAGCACAUUAACUGUAAGAUAGAUAAUUAUAUGGAACGCUGCUAUAUCUAUACUAA